CCGCUCCUGGAGGAUCAGCUGAUCUCAGUGUAAAUAGUCCACAUAGAUAUGUGUGGGACGGAGGGUUGGUGAUACAGAAGUAACAACAUUUCGUCGCGGAGGACGAUAAAUGUGAAAUAGUGUGUGGUGUGGAUGUGACAGCGGGAUGCGUCGGCCGCUGUUCGCGGCGCUGUUUGCGCUGCGGUAGAGCUCAGAGGGCUUUAGGACAUCACAUGCAGCCUCACUGAGGGCCUGUGGGAGAGAGACUGUGCCUCAACGCACUGGAGUCUACUUCACUGGACUGGACUGGUUAAAGCAGGGUCCAUGGAGGAGCUGGAGCCGGAGGAGCAGUUCCUCCGGUGCGCUCGGAACGGAGAUCUGCCUGGAGUUCAGAGGCUCCUGAUGUCCACAAUAAGGGAAGAGACCAAGAUCAACAUCAACUGCAAAGGUAAAAGUAAGUCCAACCUGGGAUGGACGCCUCUUCACUUGGCCUGUUAUUUCGGACACACGGACGUAGUGGAGGAAUUGCUUAAGGCGGGGGCAGACGUUAACUUGCCCAACAACAUCGGAGACACGCCUUUGCACAAAGCUGCCUUCACAGGAAGAAAGGAGGUUGUCAUGCUGCUGCUGCACUAUGAUGCAUGUGCUACUGUCAUCAAUGGGACAGCACUGAUUCCCAAAGAUGUCACUCAAAAUGCAGAGAUCAGAGGCAUGCUGGAAGCGGCUGAGAGAACAGAGGAGAGGAAGCUGGAGGAGAAACUUUUGGAGGCUGCACGUGAAGGAGACCUGAUGACGCUAACUCAGCUGCUCAACAGGAAGAAGCCUCCUGACAUCAGCUGCACAGAUCUGCUGGGCAACACUCCGCUGCACUGUGCAGCCUAUCGUGGCCAGAGGCAGUGUGCCCUGAAGCUGCUCAAGAGUGGAGCCAACCCCACCGUCAAGAACAAGAACGGGCAGACGGUGUUUGACCUGGCCAGCGACACCGCAAUGAAGCAGUUUCUGGAAGGCAGCCUUCAUCGAGGUAUGACAUACCACGUCAAGAAGCAUGAGGGACUCCUCUGGAAGAGCUCCAGGUUUUUUGGCUGGCGCUCCUACUGGGUCAUUCUUCAGGAUGGGGUUUUAUCCUGGUACUCAAAACAGUCAGAUGGAGCUGCCAAUGUGAAGAGGCAAGGCUGUAAGUCCCUCACACACUCUCACUGUUCGAUACGAGCCAAAGAUAACUGCCUUUUCACCCUCACGUGCUUCGAUGACAGCGUGCAUCAUUUCAAAGUAUCUCCUAAAACCGACCCGGAGGCGACACGAAAAGCGUGGCUUGAUGCGCUGGAGGAGCACAUUGCUUACAGCACACACUACUGCAGCCAAGAGCAGGGCAGCGAGGAGGACGAGGACGAGGAAGUGAUGUCAGUUGGGGAGCUAACAGACUCUCUACAGGCAGCGGAGGCCAGCCACAAGAAGCUGCAGAAGGAGGUGGCAGCGUUCGUGUCCAUGCUGAAAAGUGACGGGCUGUCAGAAAGUUUUCCACCAAACAUGCUGCAGAAAAUGCAAGAAAUCUGUGAUUUGUCCGGCGAGACCACUUCCAGCCUCAGCGUCUGUCUCAGCCACUUCUCCCGACAAGAAGGGGUGCGCAGUCUGAAAUUGGAGCAGGAGGUAGAGAAGAAUAAGAUCCUCUCUGAAGCGCUGCAGACUCUCGCCACGGAGCACCACGAACUUGAGCAAUCCGUCGUCAAGGGAUCUUCACCGCGGAGUCCCCUCAGCGAGGAUGAGUUCCACGACGCCGUGUCUGAUUCAGACUCUGAGCUCUCCCUGAGCGGCUUUGAGACGGUCGCCAGCCAUUCCUUUGAGGAGGACGAGGAGGAGGACGAAGGCUCUGUCAUGCUAAGCAGCCCGUGCGGCAGCUCUUGCAGCAGCAUGUUACAGGAGGAUCACCAUGGCGACAAGGAUGAGACUCAACCCAACGGGAUAACAAAGCAUAGGACAACCUUGCCUGCACCAAUGUUUUCAAGAAAUGACUUCAGCAUUUGGAGUAUCCUGAGGAACUGCAUUGGAAUGGAGCUCUCCAAGAUUACAAUGCCAGUGAUUUUCAAUGAGCCGCUCAGCUUCUUGCAGCGUCUGACCGAAUAUAUGGAGCACACGUACCUCAUCCACCAGGCCAACGCCUCCUCAAAUUCUAUUGAGAGGAUGAAGUGUGUGGCUGCAUUUGCAGUGUCCGCCGUGGCAUCGCAGUGGGAGCGGACAGGCAAACCCUUCAAUCCUCUGCUGGGAGAAACCUACGAACUGGUCAGAGAUGAUUUGGGCUUCAGGCUCAUAUCAGAGCAGGUGAGCCACCACCCUCCAGUCAGCGCCUUCCAUGCCGAAGGCCUCAAUCAAGACUUUGUGUUUCAUGGAUCCAUCUACCCCAAACUCAAGUUCUGGGGUAAGAGUGUAGAAGCUGAGCCAAAAGGCAUCAUCACGCUGGAGCUGCCCAAGCACAAUGAGGCCUACACAUGGACAAACCCUACAUGUUGUGUUCACAACAUUAUUGUGGGUCAGCUGUGGAUUGAACAGUAUGGAAAUAUGGAGGUGGUCAAUCACAGGACCGGCGAAAGGUGCUCUCUGCAUUUCAAACCAUGCGGCCUUUUUGGAAAAGAACUGCACAAAGUUGAAGGGUAUAUUCUGGAUAAAAGCAAAAAGAAGCUGUGCGCUCUCUAUGGGAAGUGGACAGAGUGCCUGUAUGUCAUUGACAUCGCUGCCUUUGAGGCCCAUAAGAAAAAUGACAAAAAAGGAGCAGACGACAAGAAAGGCAGCAAAGCGAGUUGCAGUGAAGAUCAUCAGGAGGAGGUUCCUUCACCUGCUGCCGACACCGUUGAGGUGAUACCCGGCAGCCAGCUGUUGUGGAGAAUCGCACCCAGACCAGCCAACUCUACCCAGAUGUACAGCUUCACGUGCUUCGCGAUGCAGCUGAACGAGCUGCGUAAGGAGAUGCAGGGAGUGAUCCCUCAGACGGACUGCAGGCUCAGGCCGGACAUACGGGCCAUGGAGAACGGCGACAUCGACCUCGCCAGUGAGGAGAAAAAGAGGCUCGAGGAGAAACAGAGAGCCGCGCGCAAAAACCGCUCCAAGUCUGACGAGGAGUGGAAGACGAGGAGUCCUGCCCUGGGCCCGAGGUGGUUCCAACAGGGACAGAACCCCCACACCAACUCCCAGGACUGGCUUUUUUCUGGCGGAUACUGGGACAGGGCGUACAGCCAGCUGCCAGACAUUUACUGAUGGACAUUGUCUGCACAGGAAAGAGCAGCAUUAAAGUGACGAUCUCGAACGUUUCCGCCCUGGUUGAUUUGACGACACGUGCAAUCACUGGUGCAAUUGAGCAGAAAAAAAACAUGUCAUUUCAGUAAAUAGUAAUAAUUGGCCUUUUUCCUUCGUACGUCAAGUACAUGUGAUUUGGUUUCAGGCGGAACGCGGCAUGCAUCUGUAAACAGCUGGCCACUGUUAAUGGAAAUACGGAGCAUGUGCAGCCUGCAGCUCUUCAUGUAAUAGACUCAUUCCUGUUCCAGCAGUACCUGCAUCUAUCUGCUGUAAAACAAACAAAAAAAUGACUGCCCAAGCCUGGCAUUACCUGACAACCUCAAAAUAAAAGUCAGACUCUGGUUACAUCAGCAGCAAUUUCUGAAUCCACCCACCGACUAUCAUCUCGUGGCAGUUGAGCGUUCUACAUUCAUAUCCAGAUAUACGUCAGUAAUGAUUAUAUUUACAGUACUUUAACGCAGCGUUUUUAUUCAGGCACGGAACCACAGACAAUCAGUUCACAAUAAUGCAAAUAUAUAAAUAUUGCAAUACUUUGAUCAGGGCCAUGGGCUCAGGCACCGUUGUGUUACCACAUCUGGGGAUAGAUUAGGACUAAACGGACAUUUAUGAAUCUUCGAGAUUGCCACUUUAACUCUUUUUUAUUAUCAUUAUUAUUAUUAUAGAAUAACGGCAAUGACUGCAAGCAAUAUGAACAAAACAAAAAAAAGUGUACUUAAAUGGUGUGUGGCCUUAAUCUACUUUAUGAUGGGAAAGCUGUGCACAAAAAUGUCAAUAAUCCGCAGUUGCAAAAUGUAAAGUUGUUUGACAAAGCUUUGAAAUGUAGCAUUUGUAUUUACACUGUGACUGUUUCUGUUCAUAAUGGACUUUUAGCGCAGCGGAAAGGGGUUUAUGGUUUUAAUGUCCAUCUGUCUCCUUUUAAAUAUAGUCUUUUGUGUCUAAUUGUAUAUCUGUGUAUACUUACACAAAUUCAGACCGCUAGCAACCUCAUCGUGUUAUUCAGAUUCACCAUAGACCAAGUUAAACUCACAAAACCACUGGUUUGUCAGUUUAUUAGAAUGUAUACCUUAUACAUUCUGUAUUAAUGCUACAUUUAUAAAAAACGACUUGAAAAAAUGACCUGGGACUAGUUUGAUUGUUUUUAUCAUUUCUAUCUGUAUCUUGUGAUUGUGACUUGUGUAUAUCAUACAAAUUGACAAAUGACAGAUCAAACUUUAAAAAGCUGUUUGAGGCUUAUGAGGUCACACAAAGUGGAAACCCAUAACUUUUAAGUUAUUUUGUCUCCAUAUAGAACGUUGACAGUAUUUUAUUGCAAACCUGAAUAAAACAGUUCAACGUC
Mugil cephalus (flathead mullet) is the source of this 4600-nucleotide messenger RNA. It is a transcript of the gene osbpl1a, whose product is annotated as oxysterol binding protein-like 1A. The transcript is spliced from 29 exons. The record is from RefSeq and is a predicted model, not a curated record. Gene Ontology annotation, cellular component: intracellular membrane-bounded organelle; membrane; cytosol. NCBI's taxonomy places the organism in Eukaryota, Metazoa, Chordata, Actinopteri, Mugiliformes, Mugilidae. Gene Ontology annotation, molecular function: protein binding; cholesterol binding. The coding region runs from base 304 to 3225 and encodes 973 amino acids.